AUGCCUGCUUCCCCACACCAAUCCGGAUACUUCUAUGCCCAGCAAUUCAAUUUCAUCAACCAAGAAAACGUCGGAUACGCUGGUCUCAAACCAGACUCGGAUUCCGGCUCUCAGUCCAUCUUUAACGCUGCCUUCUACAGCUUCGGCAGUGGAGCCACCUCGAACGAUGCGAACUGCCAUGAUGGUGCUGACGGUGGUCCCGGAGUGAGCUGUGAAGUCCAGGUCAAAGCCAACUAUGACCAUGGAUACCUGUUGAGGAUCCAGAACACGGAGGGUACGACUUGGACUGGUACUUUGGUUGAUGCCGUUACGGGAACUGAGACUCGUAUUGGCUCGUAUACGCUGCCGCCUGGCUCGGAGGGUAUCAAGGGCUCGCAGAUUGGCUUUGUUGAAUAUUAUCCUUGGAACACGGGCAGUCAUUCUUGUGGUAGUUUACCCAAGACUUCGGUGACUUUUGGGGCGCCGACUACGUCGAGUAGUAACUCCGGAAGUCUGGAAAAGCCUUAUGAGUUUGGUGACUGUGUUGGUCAGGUCGAUUUUUCGACUCAACAGACUGCUGAUGGUUAUGAGGUCAGCGUGGGUUUUUAG
Penicillium brasilianum is the source of this 588-nucleotide messenger RNA. The record is from the annotation of a GenBank genome assembly. NCBI's taxonomy places the organism in Eukaryota, Fungi, Ascomycota, Eurotiomycetes, Eurotiales, Aspergillaceae.